Patella vulgata (common limpet) is the source of this 1831-nucleotide messenger RNA. Its product is annotated as AT-rich interactive domain-containing protein 4B. Gene Ontology annotation, cellular component: nucleus. Lineage: Eukaryota; Metazoa; Mollusca; Gastropoda; Patellidae. The coding region runs from base 38 to 1717 and encodes 559 amino acids. The transcript is spliced from 10 exons. The record is from RefSeq and is a predicted model, not a curated record. Gene Ontology annotation, molecular function: DNA binding.
AGUAGAUAUACUGGCAGAGAAAGAAUGGUUCUGUAAAAUGAAUAAAGAUUCAAACUAUAACACAUGUCUUGUGGAGGAGGAAGACACAGAUAAAUAUGAUAAAAUGGCGCUAACUGUUGGUCUACAAUAUAUUAAAUCAGAAUUUUGGGAAGGUUGUUUGGUGUGGGCCAAGAUGCCGGGGUAUUGUAGUUGGCCGGCAGUUGUAACAAGAAGUUUAGAAACGGAUGAUUUUUGUCAUCGUAAUGAAAAAGAUGAACCGAUCAUGUAUCAUGUUGAAUAUCUGGGUAAAACACACUCUCGUGGCUGGAUCAAGAGAGCAGCAUUAAAAAUGUUUUCUGAAGGAAGGUUUGAGGAAGAUCCAACUCAGACGCAAACAACAAAGAAUAAGAAGGGAAAGAAAAAGGCGUGUGUUGGUAAAAAUUUAAAAACAACAUUUAAAAAAGGAGAGACGGUAGAAGCAGCUUUAGAUGAAGCCAUAAAAAUGAUACCACUUUCUUACACUCAGAGAUUAGACAAAUGUAUAUUUAAAUAUACGUAUAUUGAGGAAUGCAGCACCGAAGACCCUGCAAAGAACAAAACGAUAGCCCCGUUUACAGAAAGCAAGAGCAACACCAAGGCAACCGAGAUCAAAGGGACAGUUGAAUCAACAGAGGUGAAACCACAACUAAAGAACACUGAAUUAAAUAAUACACAUAGUGAACCCAAAACUUGUGUGUCUUACAAUACUACAGAAAAUAAAACUGCAAAUGACCCCAGUAAACAAAAAGCCAUUGACUCACAGAGCAAGAAAAAUACAGAGUUGAAAUCUGACGAGAAAGAUGUAAAUAUUGAACCGCCCGUGUCCGUUGUUCAAUUUGAUUUUGAUAAUUCACUUUUAAAUAAAACGAAAGAAGAGAGAUAUUGUCUUGAUGUUGAGAUGUAUACGAAAAAUGAGAGGGCAUUUGAACACGAUGUAUUGAGAUUUCUGAUGAGGAACGAUAUUAAGUAUAAAGGUUUACCUAAAAUGCAGAAUGCACCAGAAUCUAUGUUCCAGAUAUAUUUAGCUGUACAUGAAAGAGGUGGAUAUACAGAAGUGUGUAAAAAGCGACAGUGGAUGACAGUUUGUAGAGAGGUAGUUAACACGCAUAUCAUAGGAAGUUCUUCAAACUGUAUCAAAAAUUUCUAUGAAAGAUAUUUAUAUCCGUAUGAAUUGUAUAUAAAAGGAGAAGAUUUUGCCUCGUAUAUCAAGGAUUAUAGUAAUAAGAAAACCGUGAGGAAGAAAGGAAGUAUACCACCCCCACCUACUGUUGAUCAGUCGAGUACAGAUAGUAACAAACAGUUGUUAAUUACAGCCAGUCCUAUACAAGGAUUGCCAGUUUCAGAUACGGCGGGAAAUUUUGAAUUAUUAUCCGAGUGUUCUGCUGAUAUUCAAGAAAUGUUGGAUAACUUGGAGAAAGAGGAAAGUUUAUGUGGUCUAGAGGAGGAUGUGACGGCAGCUAAGAAUAAACUUGGUAUAGAUAUAACAUUUUUUGAUGAAAGUCCACCAGUUAAAGACGAUGUUAAAACACCAUCAGAAUUUGAGGAGGCAGAUUUACCAAUUGAAUCUGCCCAAGAAGUACCUGAAUAUGAAGUGAGUGAUCCUAUGAGCGACAUGGAAAGUCAGGAGGAAUUAUUCCAUGAGAUGCAAGCCCUACAAGAUGGUAUGGAGAUGAUAGAUAACGUCCUUGAACAAUUAUGAUAAUUAUAAAUUAAUGUAGAAAUAUUUAUUUUCUUAUUUAAUCCAUGAAAUGGAAGAACUUCAAGAUUAUAAUACUUAAUUGCAGUAAUAUUCUUAUUGGCUAUAUUAUACUUG